AACAUCGACUCUCACAACGAAUCUAUGUCAUAUCAACGCGCUUCACUAUGAAUAAUCCACCUCCAGCUCCGCAGUUACUGCUGCCCUUCGGGCUCUCGAACGCCCCCGAUGCCUCCGACUCCGACUCCACUGGCACCUGGGACGACGAAGGCACCUCAGCCUCAGAAGACAGUGAUGAGGAGGCAUGUUCGCUCCCAGACGAGGGAUGCGCAGACGAGGGGUAUUGGGAAGACGAGACUGCUGCAGAUGCAUGGCUGGCCAGAUUCCCGGGCGGGAUUUCUGCACUCUAUCCACAACUCUUCCUUGUCAAGCCUCGAGGAGGAAAGGUCGUAACACUAACCCGCUAUCCGGAUAGAACCGACUCUCUCCUUCACCUGCCCCCCGAAAUCCGAAACCGCAUAUACAUACAUUAUUUUGAUAGAGAUGAGGAGGUGAGGCGCCCCAAGGAAAGCUAUGCUCCGUUCCAAAAUCGUGAUGGCAUAGCAAUGCAAAGAAUCCUCCUCGGCAGUGAGAAUGUGGAGCUCAAGUUCUGGUUGUCGACGGCGUUGUUGCAAACCUCGCGACAGUUGCGUCACGAGGCAAUGUUCAUCCUCUUCAGCAACCGUGUCAUCACGAUAGAGUGGCUUCCCGCCCUCCCACGCCUGGUUAAGUUCCUGGGCAAGGAAGGUUGUGCGAUGGUGCGGUACCUGGACAUAUGGGACACGCUAAAUGUCCAAGGCGAAGACAUUGCCGGCUACCGAGAGAUCAUCACCAGCAUCAUGCAGUUCCCUGGUCUGCUGCACCUUCGUAUCGUUGUCUCCUGGGGCAUACGCCAUAUGGGGCUGUGGAGCGAUCGCACUUUCUCAUGGCUCGACGCAACUGAAUGGAACGCAAACGGUACUCCCAAGGAAGACGCGAUUCCCAAAAUGCGGGCUGAGGACAUUGACUUACAUUGGCCAGAGUGCGACGUUCUCAAGAAACUGAAGGCGCAGAAGUUCACUCUUGCUGUGAUAACCUUCUCGGCCGACAGAUACCUCGAGUUCGAUAGAAGCUAUGGGCCUCUACCCGAUAUUAUCAAGUCGAUUCAGUCUGAUCCUGCCCCCAUACAGUCAAUAGCCCUAGCAGCGACUCUCACUAGCUCUACUUUACCCCAAGUCCUCGACCCUUUCGAAGCCGUCGAAAUCCAACCGCGUAGCAGUGCCUUGACACCCAACUCGGAAUUCGAUGAUGAGGGCCCCGACAGCCCUGCUUGGCAAGACACCGACCUUCUCACCAACAAGACCAUUCCAUUCUAUAACUUCUUCCGCGAGUUCUUCUACAAUAACCCCCCUUACGGGCCUCGGCUGUCAUAUGUACACACUUCUUUUCAAAAAUUCGUCACCUUUCCAACGGCGCGGAAGUCCACAGGAGCUAUCAUGCGGGACUGCGUAUUUUGCUACAUCAGUGAACGGCACUGCGAGUAUCACGCCAUGCCAGACCAACCUCCAUUUGAGCCCAAGAUUCAAGAGGACAGGGAGGAGGGCGACGACGACGACGAGGACGAGGGUGAAGGCGAGCGCUUUGAGGUGGAGAAGGAUGUGAAAAUAUUACAGGCGCAAUUUCAAGAUCUCUCCUAUGUAGAUAUGCAGAUGGUGUGUCAGGAGUUGGUUCAAUGGAUGGAGGACCACGGCAAAACUGGCGACAUCUAUUAUCAUAAGAUUUUCGAAUUCUCAAAGAUUUCCGCAUUUCUCGACUAUCAAGGUUGGCCCGAUACGCCACUCAGCGAACGCUUAGUCCGGCUUGACCGUGCGGUUGAUGCUGGGUGGAUUGGGAAGAGAGUGGAUAAGGAGGAAAUACCGCCCUGGGAUAUGCUGUAUCGUGAAUUUCGUUCUUGUUACAGCCAUCGCCUCAAGUUCCGAGAGGAACCAAGAGUCUUCUUGUAACAAGAAGUAUACAUGGCACAGUUGUGGAAUACGCAUCAUUGGCAUGAGCAUCUUUUCCCAUUCCAGAAUCAAAACAAAUUUGUAUCCUGCAACUGUCAACUUGUACAAGCAACCUAUCACUCUCAGC
Messenger RNA from Hyaloscypha bicolor E, 2028 nucleotides. RefSeq lists its product as uncharacterized. The transcript has a single exon. The record is from RefSeq and is a predicted model, not a curated record. NCBI's taxonomy places the organism in Eukaryota, Fungi, Ascomycota, Leotiomycetes, Helotiales, Hyaloscyphaceae. Bases 48 to 1901 code for a protein of 617 amino acids.